CCGUUUUUCUCAGUGAGGCUCUGCAGCUCAUUAGUAAGUUCAGUCGAGUAGUUCAGCUGCACACUUAGGGUUCUUAAAAAAACUAUUAUUGUGAUCAAUACCUCCACACAGCUUUGCUAAAAUUCUAAAAUAGUGUUAGUUCGUAUAUAAGCUUAAUUUUUUUAAAGGGGCGUGUCCUCUGAAUGUAUUAUUUUGAUUGUGAACCUGACGUCAGCGGACAGCUGUGCGGUCAAGCACUGGCGCUCUCAGUGCGGGAUGUGCGAGGACAGCUGUCGCUACACUGACCAGGCUGUUGUGGGGUUUUUCGUCCGCUGGAGAGGCAGGCAUUGGGCUGUGUGCCUUUAAGAGAGGGCGGAGUGAGUUAGAGCCCCGGGGCUGUGUGUUGAACACACUACUGAUCCUGUUUAGAUGUUGUCAGGACCUUGCAUCAGGCCAGAUCCAUGUCUCCUCCAGCGUCAGCCUGAAAAAUGAUAGAGAUGUCAUUUGAUAAAGGAACUGUUUUAUCUUGUGAGGGGCUAACAGACCCUUCUUCCCAACAGCACUCAGAACUUACUAGAAAUGAUACCAGCACUCCCCAUCCAUCCGGGAAGACCACAGUUAUAAACCUCAGAAAAGAGUGUGGUGAAGAAGCAGGAAAUGAGACAUCAGUGCAGCACAGAGAGAAAACCGCUGCCACAGAGAACAAUGCUGUGAGUGACAGUGUGUUUGUUGGGUUUGAAUCGUCUACACAAACCCAAAAUGGCACCCAGCAGCCCAAACCUCAACAGCAGAAAGUCAAUAAGCGCCGCAACACUAUGAGCAUUGGAUUUAAACACCCUUGUUAUGGCAAACGACGACGGCGUGCCAACUCAGAGAGCGAGUCAGUCCUGCCAACCAAUUUCCUGCUGGGCGGGAACAUUUUUGACCCACUCAACCUUAACAGCCUUCUGGAUGAAGAGGUGAACCGGGCUCUCAACGCAGAGACGCCCAAGUCCUCGCCAUUGCCAGCCAAAAACAGAGACCCUGUAGAGAUCCUGAUCCCCAGAGAUAUCACAGACCCCCUCAAUCUCAAUUGCCCGAGUGCAGGAGAUAGCAGUCUGUUGGCGUCUCCCUUAAAGAGCAGCGGAGGCAGGCGAAGACAUCGGAACAAGCACCAUGGAGCAAGUGCUGGAGGAGGUGGAAAAGGUUUUGUUGAAGGAGUCACACAGAUUGAAUUACUCGAGUGUGCAACAGUACAAGAUGAUCUCUCCUUGACGCAUUCAGACUUAGGGGUUCAACAAAGGGUGGUUCCUGAGGACCAAAUGUUAUCCGAUGAGACUCUUGAGGCUCGGUGUUCAGAUAAGCCCGGUUUAACCACAAAUGGCGGUGAGGUGAAGGAGAAAGCCAUUGAUGCCUCAACUGCACCUCCAUCUACAAACCCCACCAAUGCUCCAUCAAACAGGCAGCGCAAACGCAGGCGUGCCGGCGGCAGAUUUGAGAACGCAGACGGUUCAAAUGAGGUGAAAAGUUGGGGUCAGAAAUCUGGGAGGCAUUCUCAGCCCUUUCACACCCCAGGGUCGGGCUCUCGUACCGGAGAUGCAGAGAGGCCACAUUGGAGGCCGCCGUACAACAACAACCAGCACCCGCAACAGCCGAAGAAGAAGUUUCAGUAUGGCAACUAUAAUAAAUACUACGGUUAUCGGAACCCAGGGCUGAGCGAGGAUCCUCGUAUGCGUGUUUUGAAUCCCGAGUGGUUCCGAGGGAAAGCCGUGUUGGAUCUGGGCUGUAACACCGGCCACCUGACGCUGUCCAUCGCCAAAAAUUGGCAACCGGCACGGAUUGUUGGCCUGGAUAUUGAUGCAGCGCUGAUACAUGCUGCUCGGCAGAAUAUACGGCACUAUCUCUCUGAGGUCCACACGCAGCAGGCCCGACGUUCUGGGGAAAAUGGGGAGGGGGAUCGAGGGGAUAGGAUGGAGGAGGAUUUAUUAGAAGAAAAGAGUCAGCGGAAGGAGAAAGACGAGAGUUUUGUUGUGAAAGAGGAUGGGGAGGAGAAAAAAACAAAGCAUGUGGAUGAAGUGAACAAAUGCACGGUUGGGGAAGGAAUGGAAGUUGGUCGAGAAGAGAGAGAGGCUGAUCAGCGAGGAAUGAGUGGGAAAAUGGAAGAUGGAGCGUCGGUAAGUCUCUCUGAUGGGAAGCAUUCUUUCCCUGUCUCGCUCCGGAUCUCAAGAGGACCCAUAGCUGGCCCCCCUUUGCCUGAGAUGAACACAAACAGUCUCCCUCCUGGAGAUUUCCCUGCCAACGUGACCUUUGUCAAGGGGAACUAUGUGCUGGAAAGUGAUAUGCUGGUGCAGAUACAAAAGCAAGAGUAUGAUGUGAUCCUAUGUUUGAGUGUGACAAAAUGGGUCCACUUGAACUGGGGUGAUGCUGGACUCAAGCGGCUCUUCCACAGGGUCUACAAUCACCUGCGGCCAGGAGGACUCUUCAUUCUAGAGCCCCAACCCUGGAGCUCCUACAGCAAGAGAAAAAAGCUCACUGAGGACAUCUGUAAGAAUUACCAUAGCAUCCGGUUAAAACCAGACCAGUUCUCCUGUUACCUGACUACUGAUGUGGGCUUCUCCAGCUACGAGCUCAUCGGAACUCCACAAAAUUACUCUAGAGGCUUUCAGAGACCAGUCUACCUUUUUCACAAAGGACCCUCGCCUCAGAAGUGACACCACCAGUUUGACUUUGAAAUCCACAAAUUUGAAGAUUUUGGAAACAACCAGCAUUUGAAGUCACUGGAACUUUAAAUUGAGAUGAGACAUUCAAUAUUGUGAAAUGGAAUCUCAUUGGUGCUGAAUAGGAUUAAAUUUUCCCCUGCCAUUGAAAACAAAGGAAAAUUUCACAAUUUUGUUUUUUCAAGGACUCUACUGUAGAAUUUUAGCCUCAGAUCAAAGUACUCAAACAAGAUGAUCUCUCAUAAAGGACGGUCUCAUGAAGAAGCACAAAGUUAAAUUCAAUUCAGUCAAAUCCCAAGUAAUUCUUGUUAAAGGAUUAGUUCACUUUCAAAUAAAAAUUUCCUGAUAAUUUA
This is a messenger RNA of Megalobrama amblycephala (Wuchang bream), 3028 nucleotides long. RefSeq names its product methylphosphate capping enzyme a (gene mepcea). Gene Ontology annotation, molecular function: snRNA binding; O-methyltransferase activity; RNA methyltransferase activity. Gene Ontology annotation, biological process: snRNA modification. Bases 468 to 2669 code for a protein of 733 amino acids. Lineage: Eukaryota; Metazoa; Chordata; Actinopteri; Cypriniformes; Xenocyprididae. The transcript is spliced from 6 exons. The record is from RefSeq and is a predicted model, not a curated record.